GAACGAAGUCCAUUUUCCUUGUGACUGCACUCUUCAGAGUUUCCAAACAUGGACGACUUCCAGAUGCCCACCCCUGAUCCCAACCCAGAAAUCAAGUACACUCAGAUUUUCAUCAAUAACGAGUUUGUGAACUCUGUGAGCGGGAAGACGUUUCCUACCAUCAACCCGGCCACAAGGGAGAAGAUCUGUGAUGUACAGGAGGCAGAGAAGGCAGACGUCGACAAGGCUGUGGCGGCCGCGCGGGCAGCGUUUCAACUGGGGUCCCCCUGGCGGAACAUGGAUGCAUCGCAGCGUGGGAGGCUCCUCUUGAAGCUGGCGGGGUUGAUGCAGAGGGAUGGUUCAUACCUAGCCAGCCUGGAGACGCUUGACAACGGCAAGCCGUUCGUCCACUCGUACUUUGCAGACGUGCUGGGCCCCAUCAAGGACCUGACGUACUUUGCCGGCUGGUGUGACAAGAUCACGGGCAAGACCAUCCCUGUUGACGGCCCGUAUUUUACCUACACCCGCCUUGAGCCCAUCGGUGUCUGUGGAGGAAUCAUUCCUUGGAACUUCCCCAUCAACAUGUUCAUUUGGAAGUUGGCUACCGCGCUGGCUGCCGGGAACACCGUGGUGAUCAAGCCGGCCGAACAGACGCCUCUCACCGCCCUCUACCUGGCAUCACUCAUCAAGGAGGCGGGUUUCCCCCCGGGUGUAGUGAACGUGCUGCCCGGGUACGGUCCCACCUGCGGCGCGCACAUCGUGGAGCACAUGGACGUGGACAAGAUCGCCUUCACGGGGUCUACAGAGGUCGGGAAGAUCAUCCAGGCAGCGGCCGGUAAGAGUAACUUGAAGCGGGUUUCCCUGGAGCUGGGCGGGAAGAGUCCGCUCAUUGUGUUCUCUGAUGCUGACCUGGACACCGCAGUUGAGGAGGCCCACACGUCGGCAUUCUUUAACCAGGGCCAGGUGUGCAUCGCCGGGACCCGCACGUUUGUGCAGGAGAGCGUGUACGACGACUUCGUCAAGCGCAGCGUCGAGCGCGUCAAGAAGAGAACAGUCGGCAACCCGUUCGAUAUGACAACUCAGCACGGACCACAGGUUGACAAAGACAUGUUUGACAAGGUUAUGCGGCUUAUCGAGAGUGGAAAGCAGCAAGGCGCCAAUCUGCAAUAUGGCGGCAGUCGUCAUGGCGACAAGGGUUUCUUCAUCCAGCCCACCGUGUUCUCUGAGGUUCAGGACGACAUGACCAUCGCAAAGGAGGAGAUAUUUGGACCCGUCAUGAGCAUAUUCAAGUUCAAGGACAUCAGCGAGGUGAUUGACCGAGCGAACAACACCACCUACGGGCUGGCGGCUUACGUCUUCACCAAGGACAUUGACAAGGCGCUGACUAUCGCCAACUCCGUACAGGCUGGGGCGGUCAGCGUGAAUUGUUUCAACCCAAUAUCAAUCCAGGCCCCGUUCGGAGGCUUCAAACAGUCCGGAAACGGCAGAGAGCUGGGCGAAUAUGGGGUUCACGAGUACUGUGAAGUGAAAACGGUAACCGUCAAGUUGUCCCACAAGAUGUGAACAUAUGGCAGGAUCAGGCUCUGCAGAUCGGACCACCCCCAUACACACCCUUGCGUCAGCCCGUGUGUCGUCCUUAAUCACACAGUUACCACAUCAUAACCAACAUUUGGCCCUGCGUUAUGGGACUCCCGUCCAUGGUCCAGGAAUACAACGUUACGACUUCUCAAUAGAAAUAAAGUGCUUUCCCUAUCGAAGAUAACGUUCCUGCUUCAUUCCGUUAUGAUGUGUACAAUAAUUCACUGUUAAAGAAUAAAUUACUGAAGCUAUUGAAACAGA
Messenger RNA from Branchiostoma floridae (Florida lancelet), 1818 nucleotides. RefSeq names its product retinal dehydrogenase 2-like. The transcript has 15 exons. Gene Ontology annotation, molecular function: aldehyde dehydrogenase (NAD+) activity. The record is from RefSeq and is a predicted model, not a curated record. Bases 49 to 1542 code for a protein of 497 amino acids. Gene Ontology annotation, biological process: aldehyde metabolic process. NCBI's taxonomy places the organism in Eukaryota, Metazoa, Chordata, Leptocardii, Amphioxiformes, Branchiostomatidae.